AUGCCCUUCGUCCUGCUCUGCAUAGGGCUGCUGGUUGGCAGGGUUCAGGGGGCCAUCAGAGAGCGCAAGUAUGAUGACAGGAUUCACACCAUCUUCUCUGCCGAGUGCAACGACUACAUGGACUGGCAGACCCUCGCGCUGGUCUACAGCCACCGCCGCGUCGGCCAACCUGGGCCGAUCACCCGCCUGCUCUCCUGUAGCACCGAAGACCUCGCGAAAUACAACAACCUCCAUCUCGCCCCGACGCACGUCGUCCCCUCGUUCAAAGUCCACCCAGACUCGGGCGAUUGGUACCCCCCUUACAAUAAGCCGCUGGCAAUCCGGCACUGGUUGGAGUUCGUACGUCCGAAGGCGGAGUAUAUCAUUAUCUUAGACACGGACAUGAUCUUCGUGGAGCCGAUCAUCCCGUGGGAGUUGGGUGCGCGGCGCGGCCGCCCGACUGCCAGCCACUACAAUUACCUCAUCGGGUGCGACAACGAGCUCGCGGCAAUGUACACCAAGAACCCGCACCUGUGCCAAAAGGUCGGCGGGACGCUGCUCUUCCACGUCGAGGACUUGAAGCAAGUGGCGCCGCUGUGGUUGAGCAUAACCGAGGACAUGCGGACGAAUCCCAAGGGGUGGAAAUACGCGCACGACUCGGGGGACGACUCAAAACCGCACUGGAUCCUCGAGAUGUACGGGUACGUUUUCGGGGCGGCGGAGGUGGGUCUGAUUCACCACAUUCGCAACGACCUUAACCUGCAACUGUUCGUGGGGACCGAGACGGGAGGCCUUGUUCCGAAGCUGUUGCACUAUACGCUGACUAUUGGGGCGGGGAACUGGGCCUGGGACAAGGCCCCGUACUUUGCCCGGAAACUGCUCGGAAACUGCCGGCUGUUCGAGCAGCCGCCGGACCCAGCGACCCUUGUGGAAGCCAACGAGAACGUCCGGCAGGGCAUGAUCUACAUGAUCGACGCCAUGAACGUGAUCAAUGCGGCUCUCGAGGAGUACUACGAGGCGGUCGGCUGCACGCCCAUCGGCGACUGGCAAGAGCCAAGCGCGGAGGCGAAGGCGAAGCCCGCGACUGACGAGCGGAAGCUGCCGCCGGUGUCGACGAGGCUGUGGCCGGGCGCGCAGGAAGCGCCCAAAAGAAUGAUAUGCGAAGGCUGGGCCUGCGGGUUCCUUCCGACCGCUCAUACAACGAGUUGACUUGUGCACGCAUGAUGAGGGCUAGUGGGUUACGGAGUCCGGCGUCUCCACAGUACAGUAUGUAGAAAAGGAAAAUAUUUCCAUGCAAACCUGUAAGGCAUGCCAUCAA
Molecule: messenger RNA, 1297 nt
Organism: Klebsormidium nitens
Lineage: Eukaryota; Viridiplantae; Streptophyta; Klebsormidiophyceae; Klebsormidiales; Klebsormidiaceae
Source: the annotation of a GenBank genome assembly